CCCGUUCAGAAUUCUAUAUUUCGAAGUUGAAAGUUAUUUCUAGGCAAUAAGGUGGUAAAAAAACUUUAUCAUUGUAGAUAAUUCAUUUGUUAUAUGAUUUCUGCGAAUCGGCUAGGUGCUUCAUCCUUCAAGGACUAUAAGUUAUGAAAUCAGUCGACUUUUUGAGUGAAUAUUAAAUUAACAGCGUUAAAAUAGAACUGUGUUUAACUUGUGAAAGUUUUGUGAAUCGUGUUUUUGCCAACAUUGACAUAAUCGACGCGAGAAAACCUGGGUUUUGUUUUCAGAUUAAAUGGGACGAUAGUGCCUUUAAAUAACUAUGGGUAGCGCUAAACACGCUACAGUUAACACUGAAAUGGCGUCACAAAAGAAAUCGAUCAAGGACUUAUUAAAAAAGCCGUUCCAGGCGCUCUUCAAAAAAGAUAAACAAAAAGAGAAAAAGGAAAUAAAAGAUGAAGACACACAUAAAGUAGAACCGAUCAAAGUAGUCCCAGUUAGUGAACUCCUAGAAGACAUUAAAAACCUCAAAAUAAAGCAAGAGGAAGAAGACGAGUUCAGUAAUUUCACAUACAAAAUAAUAGAUGAUAAGCGGAAAAAUUCAGAAGUCUCCGAAGCGAGUUUUCUAAAAGAAAGAAAUGACUCGCAGCUUUCUGAAGACAGCUUCAAUAACUUUAAAUUGAACGAAGGAAGGCGCUCGAAAAUCGACUCGCAGACGUCAGAAGACAGUGGCUUCUCGGAGAAAAAUGAAACAGUGGAUUCGGAGGACGAUAUCUGUGAGGGUAGAAGGAAAAAGAAACAGAUAGUGUUGAUAUCGAGGGGACCGAUUAGGAACCAGUUUUUAACGCCGCCACAUCCAUAUUCGCGGGAAACUGAAUGCAGACAGAUCAACCAAGUUAAUAAACAAACAUUCUCCGGCGGGCAAGUUAUUGUGAACGAAAACACACGGACAGACAACACAUAUUUAAGCAAAGUUAUAGAAUUAGUUGACACGAAUGUUAGAGAUUAUAAUAAUGAAGAUCUAUCGACCUUUCUUGACCUAGCAGACGAAUUUGUCAAUGAAAACACCACUGAGAAUAUCCUAGCUGACUUUUUUAACCAAGCCGCAAUACCAAGGAUAGUAGAGCCCCCCACAGAUACCCUCAUUGGCGGGUUCAGCUAUCAAAAUGCCAACCCAAUGGAAAUAUCCAGUUCAAACACGUUAACAGAAUAUGACACGCUCGAAUUAUUCCCCGAAUGCCUUCGGAAUCCUGAAUUUGACACUUUGAACGUAUUCCCCACGCCCCCGCGCUCAGAAAAUGUCCCAAGCCCCAUUUCGGACUCAACAGUCUUUUACACAAACCAUUCAGAUUAUUCAUUAUCACCCCAAACGCAAACGUCAUCGCCAAUGUACAAUAGUGACUAUGAGAAGUGUCAAGACAUACCAUCGCUAGAAGACUAUCCAAGCUGGGUCAUAGACGAAGUACCUGAAACCACAGACAAGAAAACGCGGGAACGAAUACCGAGCACGUCCAUGACGAUGAAGCAAUACAAGGACAUGCAAAAGGAGAUCGCGAACGAAUUUUCGAAAAUGGAAUGCUGCCAAGCAAAGCGGAAACCGUGCAAGGAAAUAUUCGAGGGGCACAUGUCAAAAUUGAAAAUGGAACACAGGAAGGUUCUAUGCCAAAAGGUUGCCAGUUUAGAUCUGAAAACUGCUUAUGGUGUCCUUCAUCACAUCCUGGCGAGUUUGUCGAAUGGCAACACUGAGGAAAGUCUGCAGCUGGCGCUUUUUAGUCUUAUCUGUGAAAAAGUGCUAGCACUGCAGCCGGAAUUGUUCGUCCAGGACUUUGGUUUAAAUCUCUUGAAGUUGGCAGUACUUCGAUGCCCGAAGCGACCGCUUCUCACCCGAUAUCUGGUGCAGUGCAUUCAAACAGUCAUCAAAACUGAUACAAACAUACGAACACAUGACUGCGUCUUUACUGAGGUGGACGCACUUCGCGAUAAUCUCGUGAUCGCCUGCGCACGCGGCGGUGAUGAGUACUCGAACGCGCUCUAUGAGCUUGUGAAGCCAAGUGGGGAGCCUGCCCUGUUCAGCUUACACCACGCUAAUGCUAAUGGACACAACGCUUUGCAUGUGGCCUGUAUGACUCAUUCUGCGCAAACGCCGCGUUAUCACACAGUACAUGUAUUAUUAGAACACGCACACAUAGACUUAUGGAGGAAGGACGUAAAAGGUGGCGAGACAGCGCUCCAUCUAGCGGUGAAUUCCGCAAACUGUGACUUGAAGUUAAUAAUGAUACUCUUCAAACACAUCGAAAGAAAACAAUGGUACGACCUUGCGCAUGCUCCGAAUCUAAGUUCAAUAUCUCCCCUGGAAUACGCCCGAUCUGCGAGCAAAUCGAAAUCGGAAAACUUUCCGAUCGAAGUGUUAGAAUUUCUCAAGAAAUGCCGGAAAAAUCAAUAAAAAAUUCAAUCGAUAUUUGUUUUUUUUUUAUAUUGUUACGGUUUUGGCUUCCGCCAUUUUGUAUAUAGAUUGAUCAAAGUUUCAAGUUGUGACAUUGACAGUUUGAAGGUAUAAAUACUUUUUGAUGAGACUAAUAUAUCGAUUUUAUUAAAAUGGAGGGAUAUAUUUGGCGGGAUAGUCUCACAACCUUAUCAUGUAUAUAUAUAUAUAAAUAGCCAUUAUAUAUCAUAAUGAAUUUUUGUUAUAUAUGUCACACACGAUUAACUAAACCAGUUCUUUAUAAAAAUAUUCUAUUUUUAAUGAAAUUUGUAGCGUAAUGGCGUCUAAAUUGUAAAUAAAUAUUUUUUAGCUAUAAUCUUAGAUGAUAAAAUAUAAUAUUCAUAAAAAUAAAUCUGCGUCUUAUGUACGCAUCUGUCUCUUUUUCUCAUACCGUAAACACAAUGUGACAGAAAGAGACGAAAGUACUGAGUUCGAAAACUGAUUCAGUGUUUAUGAAUAAAUUACAAAUGCCAUGACAAAUUACAUUUUAAGCAUAAACGUUGUUAGUUAAUAAUGUCAGUAAGUUGUGUUAUUUAAAUGUUCUUGUAAAUAUAAUUGUAAGAAAAAUUAAUAAAAAAUAACAAAAACAUUAAUGUUAUUUUAUAUUAUACAACUUAAAAUGUCUAAAACUAUGAAAAAGAUGACUUUAAUUAUUAGCGUACGUAUCGAAAUACAAACUAUGUAUAUAUUGUAAUACUAAAGACAAUAGAAAUCCUUGUCUUUGGUAAGUUUCGUGGGGAGUUUAAU
Messenger RNA from Pieris rapae (cabbage white), 3223 nucleotides. RefSeq lists its product as uncharacterized. The record is from RefSeq and is a predicted model, not a curated record. Gene Ontology annotation, molecular function: protein binding. The transcript has 9 exons. Lineage: Eukaryota; Metazoa; Arthropoda; Insecta; Lepidoptera; Pieridae. Bases 317 to 2437 code for a protein of 706 amino acids.